This is a messenger RNA of Sinocyclocheilus rhinocerous, 3790 nucleotides long. Its product is annotated as serine/threonine-protein kinase N1-like. The record is from RefSeq and is a predicted model, not a curated record. The coding region runs from base 7 to 2742 and encodes 911 amino acids. Lineage: Eukaryota; Metazoa; Chordata; Actinopteri; Cypriniformes; Cyprinidae. Gene Ontology annotation, molecular function: ATP binding; small GTPase binding; protein serine/threonine kinase activity. The transcript has 21 exons. Gene Ontology annotation, biological process: signal transduction; protein phosphorylation.
GUUUCUAUGCUACUGGAUAUUAGUCUCAUUGCCGGAGAGAGGAGAAUGUGUUGGUCUGGUGAAUGGGAUCACUGGGAAUAUCUGGACAUACAGAGUGAUCCCGGUGGGUUGUCAGUACUAGAGCAGCUUGGCUUGGACCACAGCUCCGAUUUCUCUGACUCGAGUGUUCAGCAGCGGUUGGAUGAACAGAGAGAGCGAAUCCGUAGGGAAAUCCGGAAGGAGCUGAAGAUUAAAGAGGGGGCAGAGAAUCUCCGCAGAGCCACUACAGAUAAACGAAAUGCGCAGCAGGUGGAGAGUCAGUUGCGGAGCUCCAGUCGACGUCUGGACUCGCUCCACGCUCAGCUACAAGAGCUGGAUGCUCAUAUCGUCGUCAAAGGGACAGAUGAUUCACGUGGUGAGUGGACACAGACUCCUGAUAAGAAGAUGUUGCAGACAGCUCAGCAGAUGCUACAGGACAGCAAGACAAAGAUUGACAUCAUCCGCAUGCAGAUCCGGAAAGCAGUGCAGGCCUACGAACACAAUGAUGAUACACAGGGAAAGCCUGACCCAUGUGGUAUGGAGCUACGGAUUGAGGAGCUCAGACACCAUUACCGCGUUGAGCACGCCGUCGCAGAGGGAGCAAAAAAUGUCCUUAGACUUCUUGGAGCCAAUAAAGUACAGGACAAGAAGGCCAUGUCAGAGGCUCAGUGUCGUCUGAGCGAGUCGUCUCAGAGGUUGGAUCUGCUGAGAGAUUCAUUAGAUCGGCGGUUAGCAGAACUUCCUGAGGAUCAUCCCAAAGCAUCUGUUAUCAAAGAGGAGCUGGUGUUAGCCUCCUCACCAGCGUUCAGUUCUCGACACGGCGCCCCCUACCUGCACAACCAGUACAGCACCCUCUCCAAACCCUCUCCCCUCACUGGCACCCUUCAGGUCACAUUGCUGGGCUGUAUGGGUGUGCUAGAGGUGGUUCCCGGACGUUCCCGUGGCAGCCAGGUAGUGUUGCCGUGUUACAGUCCGGGAGAAGGGCGGUCCUUUAUGCGGAGUGGAAAAGGCCUAUAUAGUCGCAGCGGCAGCGUUAGCGGAAAAACACCCAUCAAAGCAGACGAACUCUCCUCGGAGGUAAGCGCAGUACUGAAGCUGGAUAACACAGUCGUGGGUCAGACAGCGUGGAAGACGGUUGGAGAACAGGGCUGGGAUCAGACCUUCACCAUAGAGCUGGAGAGAUCCAGAGAGAUGGAGAUCGCAGUGUACUGGAGAGACUACCGAUCUCUGUGUGCGCUGAAAUUUCUCAAGUUGGAGGAUUUUCUGGACAACCAGAAACACAGAGUACAACUAGAGCUAGAACCACAGGGACUGCUGUUGGCAGAGGUUACCUUCUUUAACCCCGUCAUCGAGAGGGUUCCACGGCUAAAACGGCAGAAGAAAGUUUUCUCCAAGCAACAGGGUAAAGCCUUCUUGCGAGCUCGGCAGAUGAAUGUUGAUAUCGGCACGUGGGUGAGGUUACUGAGGAAUGCCAUACCAACCGUCAACAACACAGGAACCUACAGCCCUCACGCACACACAGUACAGACAGGGGAGAUAUCGGUGGAGAAGUUGAGUUUAGACUGUGACUCACCAAUGAAGGUGGACGUUCGGCGAGAUGUGAUGGACACAAGCAUUCCGGAACGACAACAGGCCACUGAGCCCGUCUCUGCUCCUGACCUCACCACACCUGAACGUCAAAUCAGAACACAUUCACUGAGCAGUAAACAGAAGAAGACUGCUUUGAGCCUGCAGGAUUUCAGACUAAUAGCUGUUCUUGGCAGAGGCCAUUUUGGAAAGGUUCUGUUGACAGAAUACAAGAAGUCAGGCAAUAUGUACGCCAUUAAAGCCCUGAAGAAAGGAGACAUCGUGGCCAGAGAUGAAGUAGAAAGUUUGAUGUGUGAAAAGCGCAUUUUCGAGACCGUGAACAGUGCGCAGCACCCCUUCCUCGUGAACCUGUUUGCAUGUUUCCAGACCCCAGAGCAUGUGUGUUUUGUCAUGGAGUACACGGCAGGUGGCGACCUAAUGAUGCACAUACAUGCAGACGUCUUCACCGAGCCACGAGCUGUGUUCUAUGCUGCUUGUGUAGUUUUAGGGCUUGAGUUUUUACAUGACAACAAGAUUGUGUACCGAGAUCUUAAAUUGGACAACUUGCUGCUUGACACGGAGGGUUACGUGAAGAUCGCCGACUUUGGAUUGUGUAAAGAAGGGAUGGGUUUUGGGGACCGGACCAGUACGUUCUGUGGGACUCCAGAGUUUCUGGCUCCAGAGGUUCUAACAGACACGUCGUACACGCGGGCCGUGGACUGGUGGGGACUCGGAGUGCUUAUAUAUGAAAUGUUGGUGGGAGAGUCCCCGUUUCCAGGUGAUGAUGAAGAGGAGGUUUUUGACAGCAUAGUAAAUGAUGAAGUUCGUUAUCCGCGGUUCCUUUCCUCAGAGGCCAUUGGCAUCAUGAGGAGGUUACUAAGAAGAAAUCCAGAAAGACGACUGGGUUCCAGUGAGAAAGAUGCAGAGGAUGUAAAGAAACAGCCUUUCUUCAGGAAUAUGAACUGGGAGGCUCUUCUCCUCCGUAAACUCCCUCCUCCCUUCCUUCCGACUAUCGGAGGAAAAGAAGACAUCAGCAACUUCGAUGAGGAAUUCACAACAGAAGCGCCGACUCUCACGCCGCCUCGCGAACCCAGGGUGCUCUCGCGCAAGGAUCAGGACAGUUUCCGUGACUUUGACUAUGUCUCUGACCUCUGCUGAGAGCGUCUUCACUGUGAUAGUGCCGUAGAGAGACAUUUCUCCCCCGUGACUCAAGUGACGACGAGGACAAGAGUGGCCAAUUUGAGUGUUUUGCGUGAAUUGUGAAUGUGCUGGACCUGUGAACACUGUGAUGGAAGAAGAAGAAAGCCUGAAAACAGUUAGAAUCGGAUUAAAGACAGAAAGCUUGUUUCUUACCAGCAGGUUUAAAGGUGCAUUUGAUCAUUUUUUUUUAUAUUGCGCCUCGACUCAGACUGACAGCUAGUGGUUUGGAUGAAGCAUCACACUAAAGUGUUCAGUUACAGAUGCAAUUGUAGAACAGCAUUAUUCAAAGUCAGCCAUGAUUCAUUUAUUCAGCUGGUGAAAGUGUCCAAUAACAGGUGUGUUACUGAAAUGAGUGAGUAACGUUCGGCUGGUCAUGUGAUCUCAACAUGGCGGCCCCCAUCGGACCUCUUAAUGUAAAAUAAAACAACUUUUAUUAGGCUACUGAUAUGACUAGUGUCUUCAUCUCAUGUGAAUGGUCAUACUUUUAAACUCUAUUCAGAAGUAAUAUUUAUUUCUUUAAAUAAAUGUUUUUUAAUGAAAAAAAUGACCGAGUGCACCGUUGAACUUGUUGAAAUUGUUGGUUUGUCUUCAAGUGUCAUAUCUACUUUUGAAAAAUGCAUCUUGUCUUAAUAAAGACAAUGUGAAGGUAUAUUUCACAACUUCAAACUUGAAGCAAAUCAAUAAAGGUCACACAGAAACAUCUCAGUGAGCUUUUGUAAAUGAUACGACCAAGAGCAUGUUGGGAAAUGCUUUUCUGCAGACACUUUGACGUUAGAUGGAUAAAGAGAGUUACGCUGAAAGCUGGAUUAUUUAAUUGGCUAAUUUAGGCUUGAACAUUAAUGGAUGUGUACUUGCUCUUGGAGUUCUUAGUGGUUAAGGAGUUAAACCUCUUUAGACUUGUUCAUUCUGGGUAUUUCUCAUACAUCUUCAAGCGCUUCAUCUCUUACAGGUUACAUGUGAAAGUCAAGCAUAUUGCAAUAUAGUAGAGCAGUCCUUUUUGAAGACA